AUGUCCCCUCCCCAGGCCAUCCGCAUGGCCACCACCUCCCAUUGCCUCCCCGUCGAGCCCGUCGAUGUCGAUGAAUCCCCUCGUUCCUCCGUCCCCUCCCUCUCAUACUCCAGCUCUUCUGACGAGCCAGAGGAGCCGCCCCGCCCCCGUCGCGCCUCCACCCGACUAGUCUCGCAGUAUGGCCCCGAGAUCCAGGCCCUGGUGGACGAGCCGGGCACAAAGCUGCUGGAGAGGUGCUGUGGUGGAGGAUGCUGCAUGGCCAUCACGAAGCAGGAAGGCCUUACAAUGGAGCGGGUGCCAUUGCCCGACAAUGACGCCUACCGUGCGCUGCAGCUGAAGGUAGGACUGAUCCCGAAGACACUCUCGCAUGUACCGGAUUUGCCCAAGAAGACCAUUUCUCUGCUGCCCGUCAAGAAGGGCGCCUCGCCUCUCCUUUCUCCUGCGGACUCGGCCAUCUCGAUGGGUGAAGGGGCCAAUGCUGAGUCGGUCGACUUUACCCCGUCUGCGAAGAAAGAAGCCCCUGUAGACACAAAGGUCCACCCUCCGAACUUUGUCCAGCCACAUCCUCCAUACCAUGUCUUCUCGGCCCGCAUCUUUUCUGCCCGGGAGCUUACUCGUCCUGGUGCGGAGAAGAGGACGUAUCAUUUCGACCUCGACGUCACGAAUUACCCCGAAGAGUCAGGCGUGGAUUUCAAGGUGGGCGGCGCCAUCGGGGUCAUGGCUCCGAAUGAAGCAUCUGCUGUCGACGAGCUCAUGGACCUCCUCCUCAUCCCCAAGCACAUCCGUGAUCGUCCUGUCCUCUUAAAGACCGAGAGUGGGAGGUGGCCCACCGUCUGGGGCGAUGAUAAACCACGUGAACUUAUCAGCACCCGUCGAGAUCUCCUAACCUGGUGCUCCGACAUUCAAUCUUACGCACCCAACAAGCCGCUCCUCCGUGUCCUCGCUGAAUAUGCUACCGACCCGGCUGAGAAGAAGAUCCUCCUGUACCUCUGCUCUGCUGAAGGCCAAGGCAUCUUCUGCGAUUUCCGUACUGGGCCAUAUGUCACUGUCAGCCAACUCCUCCACGCCUUCCCCUCGUCCAAGCCACCCCUCGAUCAGCUCUUGUCACAACUGCAAACCCUGAUGCCCCGCUUCUACUCCCUUUCCAACGACCCACACGAAUCCUGCGUCCCGGCCAACGGCUGCUCGCGCUUGAUCGAGAUCGCCGUCACCGUACACGAAGCUUCUGAUUGGCGUGGGGGACACCGAACCGGUGUCGGAUCCGGUUUCUUCGAACGCCAGGCCCGAAAGUUUAUCGAGGCUGAAGCCAAGGGAGAGAAGGUUGAUUUGAGAGUUCCCAUGUUCAAAGGCCUGAUGGCCAACCCUCUGGCGAAGCAAUUCGUCUCUGAUGGUCCUAUGCUCCUGAUUGGUGCUGGGGUUGGCGUUGCUCCUUUCCGCGGCUUCGUCCAGAGAAGACUGAAGAACGCGAACUGCACCAACAAAGUCUGGGUUCUCCAGGGGGUGCGUGACUCGUUACUCGAUGAGCUGUAUUCUGGGGAGUGGGGCGUUCAUGAGUCUGAAGUUAAGAAGGUCGUCCAAUCACGGAGGAGCGAUGGCAAGCAGGCAGGCAAAUACGUCCAGGAUGAAGUCCGGGCACAGAAGGACCUGGUCUGGUUCAUUAUCAAUAGCGUGGAUGGGAGAGUGUUUGUCUGUGGAUCAAGCAAGGGUAUGGGGGAGGGUGUUGAGGAGGCGUUGGUCGACGUUGCGAUGGAAAAGGGGAACCUGGGACGUGAGGAGGCGAAGAACUUCUGGGCGCUGAAGAAGGAAGCUGGGCAGUAUACUGCAGAGACAUGGUAG
Messenger RNA from Amorphotheca resinae ATCC 22711, 1836 nucleotides. RefSeq lists its product as hypothetical. The record is from RefSeq and is a predicted model, not a curated record. Lineage: Eukaryota; Fungi; Ascomycota; Leotiomycetes; Helotiales; Amorphothecaceae. The transcript has a single exon. Gene Ontology annotation, cellular component: cytosol. Gene Ontology annotation, biological process: homocysteine metabolic process. The coding region runs from base 1 to 1836 and encodes 611 amino acids. Gene Ontology annotation, molecular function: flavin adenine dinucleotide binding; [methionine synthase] reductase (NADPH) activity; FMN binding.